Messenger RNA from Mesorhabditis spiculigera, 306 nucleotides. The record is from the annotation of a GenBank genome assembly. Lineage: Eukaryota; Metazoa; Nematoda; Chromadorea; Rhabditida; Rhabditidae.
AUGCGUUUCCUGUUGAUCUUGAUGCUUCUGGUUGCGGUUUUCGGCUUAGCUUACGGGGAUGAAGAGAAAUUGCAAAGCCGUCGGAGCGGUUGCAUUUGGGACAGCGAUUGUGCGAAGACUGAAAGUUGCGUAAGGGCCACUUACGAUGGCACGGACGUCUGGACAAGGAUGUGCAAGGCGAGAGGCCGUAAACGCCGCGACACGGUUGCAUGCGCUGUUGACGACGAUUGUGACGACGCCGCGGCAAAAUGCAUAAAGUUUGCCAACGGCGACGGUGGUGAAUCGCCCCGAUGUGUGGUGGUCGUU